Trametes versicolor FP-101664 SS1 is the source of this 1438-nucleotide messenger RNA. RefSeq names its product FAD/NAD-P-binding domain-containing protein. The transcript has 5 exons. Lineage: Eukaryota; Fungi; Basidiomycota; Agaricomycetes; Polyporales; Polyporaceae. Bases 97 to 1230 code for a protein of 377 amino acids. Gene Ontology annotation, molecular function: electron-transferring-flavoprotein dehydrogenase activity; flavin adenine dinucleotide binding. Gene Ontology annotation, cellular component: cytoplasm. The record is from RefSeq and is a predicted model, not a curated record.
AACAUCGCAUGUCUCGCCACCGCAGUGUCGUUAAAUACAACGAGAUGUACGCACCGAUGCCCCUGACGCACUACCUCCCCCCACAAAUCCGCUCCCAUGCCUGAGAAGUCGAAGAAGAACGUCGUGAUCCUCGGCGGCGGCUGGGCGGGCACGCUCAUCGCACGCCAGUUGUCCGGCAAGCUCGACCCUGCGGAAUACAGCAUCGUGCUCGUCAACGACAGGCCAUUCUUCAUCCACCUCAUUGCUGCCGCGCGCCUUACCGUCACAUCGGAGGACAAGCUCGACCCUCGCGAGGACUCGUCGCUCGUCCCAUUCGACAAGCUCUUCCUCAAAGGGAACGGGACCACGAAAAUCGGAAGGGUCGCGUCGAUCGUCGAGGAGGAGCCGGGGAAGGGCGGAGAGGUCGUGCUGAAGGACGGGGAGAGGAUCCCGUACGCGGCGCUUGUCGUUGCGACAGGGAACUCGUGGGCGGGGCCAAUCAACUUCCCCGAGACGGAGGCAGACGUGCGCGCACACAUCAACUCGUGGCGGAAUAGGUACGAGAAGGCAUCCCAUGUCGUGAUUAUUGGCGGCGGGCCGCUUGGUCUUGAGACUGCUGGGGAGGUCAUAGACACAUGGCCGCAUAAGAAGGUCACCGUCAUCCACCACCGUGAGCAGCUGAUCAACGACACAUGGCCGGAGAAGUUCCGGAAGAACCUCGAGCGGCGCUGGGGUCUACGCGGAGUCAACUUCAUCCUUGGGGACGGGUUGGACGUCCCACCAGAAGGGACGAUUGGCGUGACCACAUACAAGGGAAGGCAUAUCCCCGACGCUGAUCUUGUUAUCCAGGCCUACGGAUCGCGUCCUAAUUCCGGUUUCCUGAAGACGUUUGACGAAGAUGUCCUCACAUCGUACGGCGCUGUUCGCGUCGACGAGCACCUCGAGCUUCCUGGUCAUCCAGGCGUCUUCGCAGCAGGCGAUAUUACCGACAUCAAAGAGACGAAGCAAGCGUCGAAGGCGCAUAGGCAUGUUCCUAUCGUUGUAGAGAACGUUAUCAGCUUCCUGCAGGGAAUGCCAUCCAGGCGGGCGUACAAAGGCCUCCCUGAGGCCCUUGUCAUCACCUUGGGCAAGAAUGGCGGCUCGGGGUACUACGACAUCCUCUGGGGCGUCCUUGUCGGAAACUUCUUGGUGAAGUGGCUUCUGGCGAGGACCUUGCAUGUGAAGAAGUCCCGUGCUAUGCGGGGAUACUGAUCAGGCGACACAGCCUCCUGCUAGACGUAUUCCUUCGUUGUUUUGGGGUUAUUGACAGUUCGUUUUCUGACAUAUACUUUCUCUCUUCUUCUACUUGUAAUAUCAGUCAUUCACGAGCCCGUCGUCCUGGGCCGCACGAUGCAUAUGCGUACUCGGGUUUACCGUAUACGUAGUUUCCAUCGAUCUUUUGCGAUGAAUCUCUUUCAGC